Messenger RNA from Papaver somniferum (opium poppy), 1868 nucleotides. Its product is annotated as probable acetyl-CoA acetyltransferase, cytosolic 2. The transcript is spliced from 15 exons. Gene Ontology annotation, molecular function: acetyl-CoA C-acetyltransferase activity. Bases 287 to 1531 code for a protein of 414 amino acids. Gene Ontology annotation, biological process: fatty acid beta-oxidation. The record is from RefSeq and is a predicted model, not a curated record. NCBI's taxonomy places the organism in Eukaryota, Viridiplantae, Streptophyta, Magnoliopsida, Ranunculales, Papaveraceae.
CAAAGAAUCCAAACUUCAAGACUCUUCUUAAGUUGAUCUUGUCAUCAUGCUCCGUCAUUAUUACCUCGAGAUAAACCAUAAUCCUAGUAUCCCACUUCCCAAUACAACACGACUCACUCUCUCUCUCUCUCUCUCUCUCACUCUCUCAGGAUGAUCAUCUAUUGAACUGAAACUACUCACUACUCGCUUUACUCAAUCUUAAUCUCGUUUGCCUCUUUUGGUCUGGUUUCACUUUGUUUUACUGCAGAACAUUUUUCUGAUCAUUAUUAAGGUCUCAAGCUCAAAGAUGUCUGCAGCAGCUUCAGAUUCUCCAAACCCUAGAGAUGUAUGUAUUGUCGGUGUCGCGCGUACACCAAUGGGUGGAUUCCUUGGUAGCCUUUCAUCACUAUCAGCCACUAAGCUCGGAUCUAUAGCUAUUGAGUGUGCUCUUAAAAGGGCCAACAUUGAUCCAGCACUUGUUGAAGAGGUCUUCUUUGGUAAUGUUCUUAGUGCAAAUUUAGACCAGGCUCCUGCUAGACAAGCAGCAUUAGGUGCAGGGUUACCUAAUACUGUUAUCUGCACUACCAUUAACAAAGUUUGUGCAUCAGGAAUGAAGGCGACUAUGCUUGCAGCACAAAGUAUUGAGUUAGGUAGCAAUGAUGUUGUUAUUGCUGGUGGUAUGGAAAGCAUGUCUAAUGUCCCAAAGUAUCUUCCAGAAUCAAGGAAGGGAUCUCGGCUUGGACAUGAUUGCAUAGUUGAUGGAAUGCUUAAAGAUGGCCUGUGGGAUGUUUAUAAUGAUUUUGGCAUGGGUGUUUGUGCUGAGAUAUGUGCCGAUCAACAUUCAAUAACCAGAGAAGAACAGGAUGCUUAUGCUAUUCAGAGCUUUGAACGUGGUAUUGCUGCUCGAGAUACUGGUGCAUUCGCAUGGGAAAUAGCACCAGUUGAAGUUUCUGCAGGCCGCGGAAAACCAUCCAUAUGUAUUGAUAGAGACGAUGGCAUAGACAAGUUUGAUCCUGUAAAACUAAGAAAGCUCAGACCAAGCUUCAAAGAAAAUGGGGGUUCUGUUACAGCCGGCAAUGCAUCUGGUAUAAGCGAUGGUGCUGCUGCAUUAGUAUUAGUGAGUGGAGAGAUGGUGGUUAAGCUUGGGCUGCAAGUCAUGGGAAAGAUCAGAGGAUAUGCUGAUGCAGCUCAGGCACCUGAGUUGUUUACAACUGCUCCAGCGCUUGCAAUACCGAAAGCCAUUUCAAAGGCUGGUUUACAGGCCUCUCAAAUCGAUUACUACGAAAUUAAUGAAGCUUUUUCUGUUGUUGCUUUGGCAAAUCAGAAACUACUCGGGAUUAAUCCUGAGAGAAUAAAUGCGCAUGGGGGAGCUGUGUCUUUGGGACAUCCUCUUGGUUGUAGUGGAGCUCGCAUCUUAGUCACAUUGUUAGGGGUAUUAAGAAACAAAAAUGGGAAGUUUGGAGUUGGCGGUAUUUGUAAUGGAGGAGGAGGAGCAUCUGCACUUGUUCUAGAGCGCAUGCCAGUUACCAGGAUGAGGACUUCUUCAUUAUGAUGUCAAAUGAUCCCUACCUCUUUCCCCUUUUUAGCUCUGGAAGAGAAGAGAGUAUCAAUAUCAAUAGCUGGAUCAUGUUAGGGAAGAAAAAACAAAGAAAAUGACAUAUAACUGUUAUGUGAGAAACUAGUGAACUGCUAGAGAAAGAGUUGGAAACAUAAGCUAGGUUAACCUUCAAUACCCCCAAUGUCUUGAUAUAAUAUUUUAUCUGUCACUGGUAAUCACUCUUGUAUUUUGAGGGAAACUAAUGUUUUCUUUUUCGAUAAAAUAAAAAUAAAAUGCAUUAGCUGGUCUCAGACAACAUCAUGAGUUCAUCAGCUGAAACAUAAUUUUAUAA